UGCAUUCACAUAUCAUCAGAUCGAAGUUGAAGUCCCUACAAGCUGGAAUGCUCCACCCACGAUUCGGGGUUUUCAUUGCACAUUGGCGCUCUGCCCAAUCUGUGUCCAGAGUUUUGGAAAAAUCACCUUUUGUGCCAGGUUUUGGGGGCAAAUUCGAACUUGCAGAAAAGCCUGCUGUCUCAGAAGGCUCCAGCAAUCCACUUCACAAAGAGAGGCAGAGCAGCCAGCCGGCAGGGUCUCGAGUUCCUCUUCCUCUUUUACAGCCCAGACUGCCAACAAGAGAUGGCUGUGAUGAACUCCGCCAGGAGCCGCCACCUCCUGAUCCCUCUUGUAUUCGGAGCCUUCGCCGCCUCUGUCUUUGGCACUGGGGGUAGUUCAGCGGAGAAGCUUGCCCACCAGGAAGUGGCUGGGAUCCUAGGAGGAUCAGUCUUACUUCAUGUAGGUAUAUCUUCAGCCAAAACAGUGGCUGAAAUAGAAUGGGCAUUUGAAACCAAGAAGAACCGUACGUUCCGAAUUGCUAUGUUCAGAGAUGGAAACCUGAAGCAGACUAAGCUCAGUGACCAGUUUGGGAAGCGACUGGAAAUGGCCAAUGAGACCACGCUGAGGAUCUUGGACCUGGCAAUGGAGGACCAUGGCGUGUAUACAGCCCGCGUGAGACUGGAUACCGCAGAGGUCGAAGACCACACUUUCAGCCUCGAGAUCUAUGAACUAGUGCAAGAUGUACGGAUAUCCCACCAUCUAAUCUCCCGUGAUGCAGACAGAUGCAACGUGACCCUGCAGUGUCAGGCAUUUGGAAAGGGGAGGUUUAAUGUCUCCUGGAGGAGAGGGAAUCCACUCAGGGGCCUCGAAGAUGUGUCAGACCGGUCUCAGCUCUCUGAGAAUGGUAGCAAUCUCUACUUGUUCUGGCAUCCCAGCCCUUCAGACUCCAACUUCACCUGCCUAGUCAGCAACCCUGUUGAUCAGAAGAAGGUCUCCUUCAACUUGCUCAGCAUCUGCCCAAAUGGAGGUGAACGUCAUUCGAGUAGCCAAUGUCUGAUUGCUGGCAGCAUUGUGCUGUUGCUCACAAGCAGAGGAUAGACUGAAGGUGUAGAGGUCUAAGAAGAGUCCUGCUGGAUCAGAACAAACGUCCCUCUCACCCAGCAUCCUGGUUUCCACAGUGGCCAACCAUCAGCAAGCAGGGCAGAAAAGCUCCGUUGGUCCCAAGAUCUUGUAUUGAGAGGUAGACUGCUGCUGCACAUGGAAGCUUCAUUCUUAGCAAUCAUGACUAAGAACCCAAGAAGAGCCUUGAUGGACCAGGCUCAAGCCUAUCUAGUCCAGCACCCUGUUUCACACAGUGGUCCACCAGCUGUUUUGUUUUGUUUUGUUUUACAUUUAUAUUCUGCUCUUCCUCCAAGGAGCCCAGACAUACAUAGUCAAGUUUCUCCUCACAACAACCCUGUGAAGUAGGUUAGGCUCUGGGCCAGAGUCACCCAGCAAGUAUCAUAGCUGAGUGGGGAUUUGAACCCAGGUCUCCCCAGUCCUAGUCCAGCACUCUAACCACUCCACCACAAUGGAAAAAAAAGAACAUUUUUAGAUGGUGUUGGAUGGAACAAAGUGGUGUGGCCACUUUGCUGUAGCCAGCAGCAGAUUCUGAAGAAGAAAGAUUGUUUACUCUGACUGGCAGUGGUCUCUAGCAUCAGUCAACCAGUUGACUGACGUUCCGCCUGACAAGUGCACUUGCCAGAUUACACGCUGCAACAGGGGUAAAAUGCUUGAACUCAGCAGGAUUGUAUCGAAAACGAUCCCUAGAAUCUCAAACUCCUACAACAGGAAAAUACAGCUAUUUUUUUGCGACGCACAUGCAACGUUGUAGCACUAUGACGCAAAGAAAAAAUCCGAAAUAAGCCAUUGGAAGUGCAAACGGCACCUUGCUGUCAGCUCAGGGACCGUGAUGUCGGAACACAGGCAGUACGGAAGGAAGCACACUUUGCAGAUCUGUAGUGACACUGUGGUAGGGUUUAAUCUGGAAAGCACCUGGGUGGAAGCACAGAUGCAUAUGAAACAUACACAGGGGCUAUUCUCACGAGUAGCAAAAAUCAGGCUAGGCUCUCCUAGCCUGAUUUUUGCUGCUCGUGUAAACCACUGGGCUCGCAGGCAAGCCCGGUGGCUUACAAGCAGCUAGCCCGCUUUUGUAGUCCUCCCCUAAGCCCGGGUUUGUGGAGCGAGCACUCCAUAAACCCGGGCUUCCCAAUCGUGAGUAGCCGUGGUGCAGCUCCGCACUGCGGCUACUCACAAGUAGACCCCCGGAGGGGAGGCGAAAAGCCGCCUCCUGGAUCCGGGGGUCUCCCCAGUAUGCCCUGCGUGCUUGCGCAGGGCAUACUGGAGCUUCUGGGGGCCGUGCAGCCCCCGAGCUCCCCAGCCCUCGCCGGCCCCGUCACAGAGCCGGCAAUCAUGUGGGCGGCCAAUCCGGCUGUCCAGAGCUCCUGCUCUGAUCAUGAGCAGGGAGAGUGGGCUUAGCCUGCUCUCCCCCCUCACUCUUACGAACAGGGUCUCACUGAUCGUGAGACCUGGCUCACAGUCUGGGAAGCUGCAAUCAAUACACUUCCCAGUGCAUGUACAUUGCCUCUCUCUUGCAAGAGUCAGGCCAGACCCAAAGAGUGGCUCAGAGCACAUCAGCCUCCUUGCAUCCCAAUCAUUUGCUGCCUGAAGUGGCUGCUCCUGCAUGGUGUCAGUUUGGGAAGCGAGUGUGUAGAAUUCACUGGUUAACCAUUGUUUACAUGGUUUAGAUGUUGCUUGGUCUGCAGUUGAGUGAGGUAAGCAUGGCAACCAUUGCCAGGAAGUUUUUCACACGGGGCUUUUAAAGCCCUUUAACUCUCAUCUCCUCCGGAAUUGAGGGGGGGGGUGUUCACAUAUCGGCCAGAUUUACCCAGAAGUCCCUGCACGUUAUUGGGGAGCAGUUCACAGACAAUUCGGGUUUUUCACUGCACGUUAGAGUGUAGCCCAACUUAUAUCAGGGUUAAAAAAACUCCACUAUUUUGGUUGGUUUUUGGGGACAACUGUGGGUUCACAGUAAAGCCUCCUUAUAAACUUGCAGUAAAGCCUGCUGUGUGUAAAGGUCCCAGGGCUAUUUCCACACAGCAGGCUUUACCGUGCGUUUACUGUAAGGCUUUACUGUUGAGUUUGAAGUUGCCCCCCAAAAAACAAUGCAAAAAGUGGCUUUAAAAAAACCAAAACCCCUGGAUAUUUAUUUUUAUUAUUUUAUUUAUUUAUCACAUUUAUAUACCGCCCAAACUUUCGUCUCUGGGUGGUUAACAUGAUUAAAACACAUAUAAAAAGUUAAAACAAUUCAACAAUUUAAAAUCAAUCACAAAAUUAAAACCAACAACUUUUAAAAGGCUGAGAAAGCUUGGUUGAAAAGAUGGGUUUUCAGACUUUUUUUAAAAAAUUGCCAGAAAUGGGGAGGAUCGUAUCUUAGUAGGGAGCGCAUCCCACAAUCUCGGGGAGGCAACCAAGAAGGCCCGUCUCUGUGUAGCCAUCAGACAAGUUGGCGGUAACUGGAGACGGACCUCCUCAGAUGACCUCAAUGGGUGGUGGGGCUCAUAGCGAAGAAGAUGCUCUCUUAAAUACCCAGGGCCUAAGCUGUUUAGGGCUUUAUAAGUUAUAACUAGCACUUUGUAUUUUGCCCGGAAACCUAUUGGCAGCUAGUGCAACUCCAUCAGCAAAGGAGUAAUGUGAGAGAUAUAAAUUGGGCUGCACUCUUAAUGUGUAGUGUAAACCCCGAACUGUGUGUGACGUGCUUCCUCAAUAGCUCGAAGGGACUUUGGGGUAAAUCUGGCCGAUAUGUGAACUCCCCCCCCUCCAUUCUGGAGGAGAUGUGAGCUAAAAGAUGCGAGCGUGACGUUUUCUUCGUCAUGAACCCCACCGCCUAUUGAGAUAAUCAGGAGAGGUCUGUCUGCAGUUGCCACCGGCCUGUCCGGUGGCUACUCAGGGACGGGCUUUUGCCGUUGCUGCCCCGAUGCUUUGGAAUGUGCUCCCUGCUGAAAUAAGAGCCUCCCCACCUCUGACAAUUUUUAAAAAAUCUUUAAAGACACAUUUGUUCACCCAGGCUUUUAAUUAAACACCGUUUUAAUAUUUGUAACUUUGUUUUAAAAUAUGUUAAGGUUUUAAAUUGUUGCAGUGUUUUGACUGUUUGUUGUCAUUUAUUUUAACCAAUGCUUUAAUUUUUUGUUGUUGUCAUUUAUCUGUUUUAGCUAAUGUUUUAACUUUUCUGUUUUUGUUGUAAACUGCCCAGAGACAUGAGUCCAUCGCUUGUGUUUUCUUAGCAGAAAAAUAAACCCUCUUUAUUUUUUUAAUUAUAUGAAUUGUCUUUACUGGAAUAACACCCUACGCCUAAAGCAUAACCCCGCGAUCAAGGGCAACAGCUAUUCUAAAAGAGGAUGACUGAAGAUACAGUAAGAGGUGGCCGAGGAUACACGAACCUUCCCAGACUCCUGUACAACCCAGUCUCCGGUUAAGGGCUUCUUCUCAUUACCGAAAGCUGGGAGGGAGAAGCGUCCAGCCAGGGUCCAAGCCCCAUGAAUGCUCCCGAAAAACAGGCAAGGAUCAACCUGUGCAUCUGUAGGAUCUCACUUCAAAGAGAUGAAAGGCUGCAGCUUCUGGAGGAAGUGGAAUGAUGAACAGGAAGAAAGGGAGGGUUGCGGCUGCACUGGUAGAAUAAGAGAUGGGUGGGUCUAGGUACCACCCACCCCGCAAAAAACAACUAACCUCCAGUGACUUCACUACAUGCAGCCAAUACACCCACCUUCCUUUCUGAGCAAGAGUCAUUUGCAGUUUGAACCUGCAGAUGUUCCAAGAUGCUCAUGGUUAUUUAACACAGCUCUGACUCUGAUCUGCUGUAAGCGAACCAUCAGCAAAGGUGUGUGCAUGUGCAUGUGCAUGUAUAUGAAGGAUUCUGCACACUGCAGAACACAGAUGGUUUUGACCAUGAAGUGCACCAGCAGAAACCUUGAGCUCCCUCUUCUACUGGGAACAUUAAUCAGCAGCUUCCUUGGGACUGGAAGCCAUCAAGCAAAGAACCCUCCUCAGCAAAUGAACAGGGUCCUGGGAGGAUCUGUUGUGUUUUCUGUUAAUGUAACAGGUUCAACUGUCGAGGAAUUUGAAUGGACUUUUCAGAACAAGACCCAAUUUCAGAUUGUUAGAUUUGCUGAAGGGAAAUGGAAGUGGUCUGUCCUCCGUGAUAGCUUUGGGCAACGGAUAGAAAUAACCAAUGACACCACUCUAAAGAUCAGCCACGUGGAGAGGGAGGACAGUGGAGUGUAUGGGCUUCGUGUAACGUUUCAUACCGAAGAGAUUCAAGUGGACUCAUUCAGCCUCACUGUCUUUGAACCAGUGCCAGAACCACAUAUUUCCCCCCAACUCAUAUCCAGGGCUUCAGAUGGAUGUAACGUGACCCUGCAGUGUCAGCUGCCCAGGAAGGGGGAAUUUAAUAUUACCUGGGAAAGCGGGAACACCCUCCAGGAUUCAGAAGAUGGUUCAGUCCGGUACCAGAUCUCCAGUCAUGGUAGGGAUCUCCACUUGUUCUGGCAAGCCAGCUCCUCAGACUCCACCAUCACAUGCCGGGUCAGCAAUCCUGCUGAUUGGAAGAAUGUCUCGUUCAACUUGCACAGCAUCUGCUCAGACGAAAGGAAGCAAUUGGUUGGAGGCGGAAAUGCCCUCUGGAUGGUGUGUUUCAUUGUUGUGCUGGUCCUAAUCCUGGUUGCAAGUUUUGCGAUUUGGCUGUGUAAAAAAACAUUGAGCAACAGAGCUAUUGUCUCUACAACGCCGGGGAAGGAUAGACCUCCAGACCCCAUUUAUGAUGAGACUCCAGAUGGAGAGAUGGAUGAAUGCCAGGAUGCUGAAACCUUUCCAGACCUGGAUCAGAAUUCCAGAAUGAACUCUAUAACUGUAUAUGCCACACUCCAGUUCCCUUCUCAGCUUCCGGGUCUUGCCACCUAAACAAGGUGGUGCUGUAAUGAGGGGCGGAGCUUUGUUGGAGCCCAAUCCUAUUGGGGUUUAGCCCCAACCAACAGAAUUUCCUAGGAGUGCCAGGACUUAUCUGUGGAAUCGAGAACUGGUCUGCUUCAACAGAUAGAAACAUCGGACCCAUUAGACACAAUCUUUGGAAAGUGCCACACAGACAGAGGAUGCUAAAUAAAUAAUAAAAGAUCUUUGUAACCGGUCAAAAGAGCAAAGAUAAAAUGAG
Hemicordylus capensis (graceful crag lizard) is the source of this 6220-nucleotide messenger RNA. Its product is annotated as CD48 antigen-like. The record is from RefSeq and is a predicted model, not a curated record. The transcript is spliced from 10 exons. Bases 4762 to 5973 code for a protein of 403 amino acids. NCBI's taxonomy places the organism in Eukaryota, Metazoa, Chordata, Lepidosauria, Squamata, Cordylidae.